CUCAAAGAUCCAAUUCAAAUCUAAACACACAAAUUUCUUAAGACAUGGCUUGCAACAACAACAAGAACAACAUUGUCGUUGUGUUUGACUUCGACAAGACCAUCAUCGACGUUGAUAGCGAUAAUUGGGUUAUCGAUGAACUUGGCUUCACUGAUUUGUUCAAUCAACUUCUUCCCACCAUGCCUUGGAACACAGUCAUGGAUCGUAUGAUGAAAGAGCUUCAUGAUCAAGGCAAAACCAUUGAAGAGAUCAAACAAGCCCUAAGAACAAUCCCUAUCCAUCCACGGAUCGUCCCUGCCAUCAAAGCUGCACAUGCAUUAGGGUGCGAGCUUAGGAUAGUGAGCGACGCAAACAUGUUCUUCAUCGAGACAAUGGUUGAGCAUCUUGGGAUUAGUGAACUCUUCUCUGAGAUCAACUCGAACCCAGGAUUUGUCGAUGAACAUAACACGUUGAGGAUUUCUCCUUACCAUGAAUUCACUAACUCCUCUCAUGGUUGCACUCAUGUUACUUGCCCUCCUAACAUGUGCAAGGGUUUGGUUAUUGAGAGGAUUCAAGAUUCUCUAGCUAAAGAAGGGAAGAAGAUGAUUUAUUUAGGAGAUGGAGCUGGUGAUUACUGUCCUAGUUUAAAACUAAAAACUGAAGAUUACGUGAUGCCACGUAAGAAUUUCCCGGUUUGGGAUCUGAUUAGUCAAAAUCCGUUGAUGGUUAAAGCAUCGAUUAGAGAAUGGACCGAUGGUGAAAGCUUGGAGAAGAUACUAAUGGGAACUAUAGAAGAGAUUAUCUUGGAGGAAGAAAAGGAGAAGAAGAUUUUGACUAAUGCGGAGAAUAUUUGCAAGAUUCAGACGAUCUCUGUCGGGAUUAAUGUUCAUCAUGAGCCAAUAAUGCCUCGUGCUCUUGGAGUUUCUCAGUCUGGUUAGAUAUGUUUUUGAUAUAUUGUAGGAAGAAGAAGAAGAUUAGUAUCUGUGGUGACUCCUCUUCUUCUCCUAGUAUUCCAAGAAUAUUGGACUUUAUCCCAAGUACGAUGUGAUGAUGAAGUUGUAUGAUUCUAUGAUUGUAAUUUUUGUUUUAACCAGUGCCUAACUGGUUGAUAUAUAUAUUUUCGAAUUAAACCGCAUAAACUUAAGUCGAAACACUAUAUAUUAUGGAAGAAAAAAAUAAGAAGUAUGGAAUGUAUUCCGCUCUUG
This is a messenger RNA of Eruca vesicaria subsp. sativa (arugula), 1184 nucleotides long. Lineage: Eukaryota; Viridiplantae; Streptophyta; Magnoliopsida; Brassicales; Brassicaceae. The record is from the annotation of a GenBank genome assembly.